GCUGGUGCUGUCAUUGGCUGCGAGAGGUCAUGAGACGGCAUCAGGAAGGAGCUGUGAUUUGCUGCGCUGUCUCCAAUAUUUACCACGCAGAUUGGGUGGAAGAGUUUGGUGCUGGCUCGUCAGAGCUCAGUGAUUUGGCCGCUGAGAAGUUUGACCUCAAGCCGGAGCGCUUUCGGAAUGGCAGGCCGCCUGGCUGGGGAGAAGGCGAAAUAGAGAUCUCCAACGGCCAGAAAUUCUCGCGUGUGGCACCUGUGCAUCCUCACACACAGAAGCCUUUGGGGGAAGGAUGCCGUUGGGAGCGUCAAGCGCUCGAUGGCUUGGACUUUCCAGUUUAUGCAUUUUUUAUGCCCUGAAUAGAGGCCGAUAGUAGCGUCCUUGCUCCUAGUAGCCCUGAAUAGAGGCCGCCAAAGAACAUCGGUCAGUCUCACUUUGCAUCUCUAAGCCCUGAAAGGGCAUCCCAGCCGACAGAAACUCCAGAGGCAAAAUA
Durusdinium trenchii is the source of this 487-nucleotide messenger RNA. NCBI's taxonomy places the organism in Eukaryota, Dinophyceae, Suessiales, Symbiodiniaceae. The record is from the annotation of a GenBank genome assembly.